This is a messenger RNA of Quercus robur (English oak), 3180 nucleotides long. Its product is annotated as MDIS1-interacting receptor like kinase 2-like. Gene Ontology annotation, molecular function: protein binding; ATP binding; protein kinase activity. Gene Ontology annotation, biological process: protein phosphorylation; hormone-mediated signaling pathway. The transcript has 2 exons. The coding region runs from base 24 to 2996 and encodes 990 amino acids. Gene Ontology annotation, cellular component: plasma membrane. Lineage: Eukaryota; Viridiplantae; Streptophyta; Magnoliopsida; Fagales; Fagaceae. The record is from RefSeq and is a predicted model, not a curated record.
UUGCAACUUGUAAAGCAAACACUAUGUCAAUGUCUUUCUCAAAAGUAUUUUCCCUCGUUUUACUGGUUGUGCUGGCCAUGUUACAUUCCCCAUUUGAUGUUGCUUCUCUUUCUGUGAAUGAAGAGGCAGAGAUAAAUGCUCUGCUCAAUUGGAAAGCCAGUCUUCAAAAUGAAACACAGUUACCACUGCCUUCAUGGACUCUCCUUCCUAAAAAUGCAACCAAUUCUUCUAACAAUCAAAAUACCACCUCAAUCCCAUGCAGUUGGUUUGGCAUUUCUUGCAACCAAGGAGGAAGUGUUAUUAGAUUAAACCUGACCAACUCAGGCUUGAAAGGUACGCUUCAGGAAUUUCCAUUCUUGUCUCUCCCCAAUCUUGCAUAUGUUGAUCUCAGCGUGAAUGAACUCUUUGGUACAAUCCCUUUUGAAGUUAGUAACCUCUCCAAUCUCAUAUAUCUUGAUUUUUCCUUUAAUGGAUUAUCGGGAGAAAUCCCACCGCAGAUUGGACUACUGACCAAUCUUGAGGUGUUGUACCUAUAUGAUAAUAAACUUUAUGGUUUUGUCCCAUGGGAAAUCGGAAACCUCUCCAAUUUAGUUGAACUUGACCUGAAAAACAAUAGUCUAGCAGGUCCCAUCCCUUCCAGUAUUGGAAACUUAGAAAAGCUAACGUGGCUGCAUAUGUAUAAAAAUCAUCUCUCUGGCUCCAUCCCUCCAGAAAUAGGGAAUUUGACAUCUCUUCUCUCAUUAAGCUUUCAAUUAAACAACCUUUCUAGCUCAAUUCCUUCUUCAUUAGGUGUUCUUAGUAAUCUGACUGUCUUACACCUGAAUGCCAAUCAACUUUCUGGUACCAUUCCUGAAGAAUUAGGAAACUUGAAGUCCUUAAUAAGUCUUCAACUAGACUACAAUCAGUUAAAUGGUACAAUUCCAAUUUCCUUGGGUAAUUUGAGGGACUUAGAAGUUUUAUUCCUCCGCGAUAACCAGCUUUCUGGUCUCAUUCCACAAGAGAUAGGAAAUUUGGUGAAGUUAGCAGUGCUACAGUUGGAUACAAACCACUUCACUGGCUCUUUGCCUCGAAACUUAUGCCAUAGUGGUUCUCUUCAAAACUUUACUGCUUUCAACAACCAGCUUACAGGUCCAAUACCGAAAACCUUGAGAAACUGCACAGGCUUAUUUAGAGUCCGCCUUGAAAGAAACCAACUAUUUGGAAAUAUAUCUGAAGAUUUUGGUGUCUAUAGAAACCUGCGGUAUAUGGACCUAAGUUACAACAGAUUUUAUGGUGAAAUUUCACCCAGUUGGAGUCAAUGCCCACAACUAACCACCUUACGGAUUGCUGGAAACAAUAUUACUGGUGGCAUACCUCCUAACAUUGGAGACUCAAUUCAAAUACAAUUACUUGAUCUUUCUUUUAACCAAUUGGUUGGGGGGCUUCCAAAGGAAUUUGGAAAGUUGACACUUCUAUUGAGCCUGAUGUUGAAUGGAAAUCAACUUUCAGGAGAUAUACCUUUGGAGUUUGGAGCAUUAACAAAUCUUGAACAUUUGGAUUUAUCCUCUAAUAGAUUCAGCAUGUUGAUACCAAAAAAUAUUGGGGACCUUUCGAAACUAAAUUACUUAAAUUUGAGCAACAAUAAUUUUAGCCAAGGCAUUCCAAUUCAAAUGUGUAAUUUAUUUCAUCUGUCCCGACUAGAUUUGAGUUACAACUCUCUCGAAGGAGAGAUGCCUUCACAAAUAGGUGGUUUACAAAGCUUAGAGAUGCUGAACAUCUCCCACAAUAACCUCUCUGGUUCUAUUCCAACAGCUUUUGAAGAAAUGCAUGGCUUGUUGUACAUCAACAUAUCUUACAAUCAGUUGAAAGGUCCUCUUCCCAAUACAAAUGCAUUUCAAGAAGCUCCCAUUGAUGCAUUGGAAGGGAAUAAAGGACUGUGUGGAAAUGUUACAGGAUUGCAACCUUGUGUAGAAGAAAAACAUAUUUCGAAGAGGAGGCACAAAGUCAUUUUCUCAAUCAUUUUCCCUCUUCUAGGAACACUUCUGCUUGUCUUGGCAUUCGUUGGAAUAUUCUUCAUUUUACAAAGAAAAAGGAACAGUCUAGAUAUAGACCAAACAAAUGACGUGCAUGUUGAACAAGUGUUUUCAAUAUCAACAUUCGAUGGAAGAGCAAUUUACAAAGAAAUCAUUGAAGCGACACAGGAUUUUGAUGAUAAGUUUUGCAUUGGAAAGGGAGGAUAUGGAGCUGUUUACAAAGCAACGCUAACAUCCGGAAACAUAGUAGCUGUGAAGAAGCUCCUUCCCAUUCAUGAUGGUGAGAUUGCACAACAAAAAGAGUUCUUCAAUGAGAUAAGGGCAUUAACAGAAAUACGACAUCGAAAUAUUGUUAAAUUGCAUGGCUUUUGUUCACAUUCGCAACACUCUUUUUUGAUUUAUGAGUACUUUGAAAAGGGUAGCUUGAACAUAAUUUUGACUGAUGAUGGAGGAGCUAAAGAAUUGGAAUGGAACAAAAGGGUGAAUAUCAUCAAGAGUGUGGCUCUUGCUUUGUCUUACUUGCACCAUGAUUGCUCACCACCAAUUGUUCAUAGGGACAUAUCAAGCAAAAAUGUUUUGCUGGAUUCUCAAUACCAAGCUCAUGUUUCAGACUUUGGCAUAGCUAAGCUUCUUAAUCCAAACUCGUCCAAUUGGACUUCGUUUGCUGGAACAUACGGAUAUGUUGCACCAGAGCUUGCUUAUACGAUGAAGAUAACUAAGAAGUGCGAUGUGUUUAGCUUUGGAGUUUUGGCUAUUGAAGUGAUCCAAGGAAGGCAUCCUGGUGAAACUAUCUCCAUUUUGUCUACUUCAUCUGUGGGAGAGAAUUUAUUGUUGAAUGAUUUAUUAGACAUACGCCUUUUACCUCCCACUCUUGAGGUUGAGAAUCAAUUGAUACUCAUCAUAAAGUUGGCAAUUGAAUGCUUGAAUGCUAAUCCAGAAUGUAGACCAACCAUGCACAUGGUCUCUCAAAUGUUAUCAAGCUGAACUCUGCACUUUCCUAGAGCCAUCCACGGUCUGACUAGGACAAGAAAGGGUAUGAAUUAUAGAAGACACUAUAUUCUGUCAAAUUUAUGCUGCUGAAGGCAAUGGUUUAUUUAAGAUUAUGUAAUGCCUAGAGUACUACUAGAACUUUAAUUGCAAGUAUUAAUAAAUUGCUUUUGGUAACACA